UCUUCCGGAUUGGUUCCUGUUUAGAUUACAGCAACGUUGAAAGGUUAAAAAUGGAUAGCUAGCUGCCAAAUUAUUAUUAGUAGACUCCGUUUUCUUUACGUAUUUACCUGCUAGAGCAAUAUCAGUCAGAUUAUAAUUGCCUGUCUCAUGACUUUGUGCACGUGUCGGCAUGGACAACCGUUGUUAUUGUUGUGCAUCAAAGUUCAGUCUCUUCAAGAAGGAGCUGGGCUGUAAGGGCUGCGGCCGCUCCUUCUGCUCCAGCUGUUUGACUUUCAGUGCUGUGGUGCCUCGCUGUGGCAACACCCAGCAGAAGGUCUGCAAACAGUGCCAUGGUAAUCUGACAAGUGGAGAAUCCUCAAACAGUGCUGGAAGAUGGUCUCCCCCUGAAAAUUACAAAAAACGAGUCGCUGCAUUUGAGGCCAAGCAACAGCAACAGGCGGCAAAACCUCUUCCACAAGGAAACAAUAGAAGCAGUAAGGCAGGCCAUCUACCAACCAAAGGCCUGAGUAAAGAAGAUCAGGCUAUCGUUGAGAGACUUCAAAAGCUGAAGGAGGACACCACACCAAAGUCCGUCCCCUCUGAAAAAGAGCUUGAGUCUCGCCUUGCUGCUCUGAAAGUUCCCAGCCAGCCAGUGCCUUCUGCAGCAGAGAUGGAGGACCGCCUGGCAGCUCUACGGGGUCAGAAUCCACCAUCUCAAGCUCCUCCACCUGUACACCGGCCUCCUGAUAACCGCACUCAGACAGAACAAGCCAAUGAUCUGAUUACUCAGAUGACAGAGGAAGUCGCCAUAGACGACCAGCAAUCAAAUCCUGAAUGCAGUGCAGAUAGCGCUAUGAAUGAUCUCAACAAGGGCGAGGGAGGGGCAUGGGAUGAGAAUUUGGAGGAGAACCAGGAAGUGGACAAGCAGCUGGAAGCUGAGAAGGCCCGUGUCCUGGAGGAGGCUAUGGAGGAGCUGAGGAAGGAGCACCAUACUCAAGAUCAGAUCCUCCAAAUGGCCAAGAGGAUGGCGCGGCUGAAGGGGCAGGACCCAGACAAAGUUACUAUGGAGGACUUUCAGCACCCUGACAGUGAAGAGGAGACUGAGGAAGAGGCUGUGAUGAGAGUGCUAAAACAGCUCUCUGAAGAAGCUGCACUGGAUGAGGCCAGUGGCUACAACAUACCUUUAGAACAAAGUGGACCAAAGAACACAGAAAAGAAAAAAGCUUCAAAGAAACCGACCCAGGCUCCAGCCCCCAAGAGUAGGAUUCCACCCGCCGCUGUCGCACAUCAGCCAUCAGACAGUGAUGAGGAGGAGCUACCAUGGUGCUGCAUCUGUAACCACGACGCCACCCUUCGCUGUCAUACUUGUGAUGGAGACCUAUACUGCAACCGCUGCUUCAGGGAAGGCCAUGAUAAAUAUGACAGGAAGGAGCAUCGCACCAGUAACUACACCGCGCCGAAGAAGAAGAGGAAGACAUGAUAGGGAGACAGUGCAGCAGGUGUUUGCCUUAUCAGGCUCUGGUCAGUCAUCACUGUUAGACUUGUGCUUUAGACUUAAGUGACCUAUUAAUUGUUACACAAACAGUGUCUCACAGGAUUGAACACUACUCAUCAUCUAAAACAAGCCAUGACACAUUGUUUUAACACCAGUUUAUUAGGGCUGUGCCGAAUGUAAUUUCUAAAAUUUACAUUCAAAGCUUGUAUUGGGGUUUUUGAAUGAAGCUUCGAAUGUCCGUCACCAUAUUUCAUGAUGAUAUCAACCUCAAAAAACAACUCUUAAACAACCUCAAUUUUAAUGCAGUGAUCCAAUGGAUUAAAUGAGUUAACUUCCUCUGAUGAAUUUAAUUCGUCAGUUUUGUCUGAUUGCAGCAAGUGGGUGAGCAGACUGUUUUUUGACCACAGUGUAAAUGCUGUUUUUGAAAGGCUAAAGUUUGACAAAUAUGGAUUGAGGCAGAGUAUUUUGUGAGAUGAAAACAUGUUUUUGUUGUUGUUGGGAAUUGACCUUUGGACUCUGCAGCACUCUGGAGUUACUGGAAAAUUUUGGAUCACACAAGUUGGAAACCUUGUGUGCAGCCACCACUGGAAGCUAAUCUUACAGACGUAAUAUGAGUGUAGCCUCAUCUAUAUCCACAACUGUGCAAGAAUACCGCAUUUAAAUGGAAUGAAUAGACAUGCAGAAAAAAAUGGCUGUGCACUAUUCAAAUGCUGACUAAGAAUUCAAAUUUCAACAAUAUGAAUGAAGCUUCGAACUAUUCGGUGCAGCUCUAAUACUUAUCCAGUAUGCCCAAAGUGGCUUUACACAUGCAUCUGUGUAGACCACAGGAGGAGCAGCAUCUGCUUUCUGUAAUAGCUAACGGAGAUCUAGAUUAACUAAACAAAUAAGAUAUAAUAGCAGAUUUAUGGCAAAGCUAAGAGAAGACAUAGACAUACACUCUAAUGUAAAUGUAAUGCAAUAUGUAUGAUAUGAAAACUCCUAACUUAACUUCUGAAUGACCCUGUUGGGGAUCAAUAAUUAGCUUUUAGGUAAGUGAAUCUUGCAGAUGCUGCUUGACAUUGUUGGUAUUUUAGCAAAACUGCAGUGCUUCUGCAUACAAAAAAGUUUUAAAGUGUCGAACCGAAUAAGAAGCUUGAAGUGUUUUUCUUAUGUCGGUCGUCCUACUUCCGAAAGGCAACAAAGGCUCAUUUUAGAUGCACUUUGCACUUCUCACCAUUUGAUUAUUUAAAAAAAAAAUGACAGCACAGACAGAAAGCAGCCACAUCGUGAGCUCAUCUGGGAAGAUGUACAGUCCCAGACUACUGUCAGCUCUGGACUGAGGAAGUACAGAGGAGUCAGUAUAAAAGGAUUACUGAGGGCUUUGUUUGCUUUUGGCAGGCGCUGCAGUCACUCUUGUAAUCUAUGUUUGGCUGCAAGUGUGACAUGAGCGUUGCCUUUCUUGUCCUUGUGUGUAAUUCUAUUAUAAAGGAUGCAAAAGUGUGAGGCGCUGUGUCACUUCAUCUCUUUAGGUAUAUUUUUAACACUGAAGCCUUUUUUUUCCAACCACUGAUAUCAUCACUUGAUAAAAUUGUCCUAGGUUGGCAGGCCUUGUCAGAAGUGUAGUCUUAACAGUAUGGAUGGCCUCUGUGUCAGAGAGUGGAAGUGGGGGGAUGAACCAAGCAAAUUACUAUAAUGUAGCCCUCAGCCGAAAGACCCUCCGUGUAUGACAGAGAGAAGGCCAGAGUGCAGUUUCAUCAGUGUGCAUUACUGUCAAGCUAACUGAGGAGAAACCAUAAUUACACUUUCCUCUGGGGGCUUGCUCCAUUAAGGUUUGCAUGGAGGCCGUUACUGUGUUUCCCUUGUCUGGCCAUGUCAUACACGCACCACAGACAGGAAAUGGACUAGGAUAAUGGAUCCAUACUUAAUGGACCUUCCUGCUGCUGAUUUCACUGUGUUUACUCCUAGACUUGACAUGUCAACGUCUCCUUUGUUUCCAUCACUGUGUUGAAAGAUUUACGCCAGAAAACAGAAGCUUAUAUUCUGGGAAUGAGAAAAGUCUCACAGUUGUCUCCGGACAGUAGGACAGAAUCAUUCUUUGUCUUUUAAAGCAGUAAUAAAGAGCAA
Epinephelus fuscoguttatus (brown-marbled grouper) is the source of this 3577-nucleotide messenger RNA. It is a transcript of the gene zfyve19, whose product is annotated as zinc finger, FYVE domain containing 19. Gene Ontology annotation, biological process: mitotic cytokinesis checkpoint signaling; abscission. Lineage: Eukaryota; Metazoa; Chordata; Actinopteri; Perciformes; Serranidae. Gene Ontology annotation, cellular component: midbody; centrosome; cleavage furrow. The transcript is spliced from 11 exons. The record is from RefSeq and is a predicted model, not a curated record. The coding region runs from base 170 to 1459 and encodes 429 amino acids. Gene Ontology annotation, molecular function: metal ion binding; phosphatidylinositol-3-phosphate binding.